Diaporthe batatas is the source of this 944-nucleotide messenger RNA. RefSeq lists its product as uncharacterized. The record is from RefSeq and is a predicted model, not a curated record. NCBI's taxonomy places the organism in Eukaryota, Fungi, Ascomycota, Sordariomycetes, Diaporthales, Diaporthaceae. Gene Ontology annotation, molecular function: acyltransferase activity, transferring groups other than amino-acyl groups. The coding region runs from base 136 to 840 and encodes 234 amino acids. The transcript has a single exon.
AGAUCACCUACCUAGAUGGUGUUAGACUUGAAGGAUAGAUAAACAGGCUCCGUUCCCUGCAUUCCGGCCAACCCCCACAUCGCCCCCUUCACUUCAACGCUGCCAAAUCAGACCAGAAGGAACACAGCACCCACCAUGACGAGCAAUCUAGCAGCCGCCUUCCAGUCCGAGAGGCUGGUCUACACGGCCAUCCCAGACACAGAUGAGAUCAAGGACUGGUUCUACGAGCGCUUCGAGAGCGACCCCGUGGGGCGCGCCUACGCCGACUCGAGCCUUCUCCGGCCGCAGACCAAGGCCCGGAGCGACGAGAUCCUCGACGGCAUCCGCAAGGACCUCCUGGGCGUGCUGAUAUGCCUGCCCCCACAGCCAACAUCCGAGCAGCUGCCUGCAGACCAGGCGGAGACGGGCCCCUCAUCAGCCCAAGACAGCACGUCAGCGGCGCCACAUGCAGGUGCUGCCGCCGCCGUGGCCAGCAAGCCCAAGCCGACCCCCAUCGGCGUGCCGCACCUCGACGAUGAGAGCGGCUCCAUGUACCGGCAUCACCACCGGCUGGCGGUGAUGAGCGUCUCCGUCAUCUCGGGGUACCGCGACAAGGGGUAUGGCUCCGAGGCCAUCAACUGGGCGCUUGACUGGGCGUUCACGCGGGCCAACCUGCACGCCGUCAGCCUGGGGUGCGUCGAGUUCAACGAGCGGGCGCAGCACUUGUAUGAGAAGCUGGGGUUUGUUCCUGAGGGGCGCUUCAGGAAAUGUCACUGGCACGAGAGGAAGUGGUGGGACGUGUUGCUGUAUUCCAUGCUGGAGGACGAGUGGGUUGAGCUGAGAGACAAGCGUAGAUCAUGAAUUUGGGACCAAGAUGUAUCAUCCACCACACUAGACCAGUGGGACGAAGAUGUUAAGAUCAAGACUCUUGUUUACCUCAAAAUCACUAAACCCGACAUUCAGAG